GUUACAAUCCUGAAGUUGGCCUUCAAAACCUAACGGAAUCCAUUUAUGCUCUAGUGCACGAACUUCUGUGAACAAUUUCCAAAUCUAUUGAUCCGCUUCAUGUAAAGACAUCCUUGUCAGAACUUUUUCCAUUUUUCUCUAAGUCUUCCCAGGAGGCGCGCAGUGCUCUAAAAUCUCAUUAUUUUGAGUCGGGUGUGCUUGGGUGUGAAAUGGUCGUCUACUCUACCUAUCAGCUGAUCGAGAGACUGCGUGUUUGGGGCCCUUUCCGAUGCGAAAAGGUACAUAGUUUACGAUGUCCACAUCAACGCUGAUGUCCAUAGCAGAAGAAGUAGUAGGAUAAGGGCGAUUGAAGGUGGUCGGUGGUCGGCGGAACCCCGUUUACUGAGGUAGGUGUUCACGCAAGGUGAUUCAGCUGAGCCUGAAUACAUCCCUCAUACAGUGAAUGUGCCUAAACCAGAGUCCAACGGCUGGUUCAACAAAUCGUUUGGGCACAGGGUGAUGUCGCAGCGCAAUGGCAGUCGGUCUUUCUGGACGCUGGCAAAUCAGAUUGAAAAGAACAUCUCACAGAUACCGUCGAUUCAAAGGGUUCCUCACACUAUGCGGGAAGCAACAUACAAGCAUAAGACCGUAAGACAUGUGCUCUUGUUUCCCGACAUCAUAAAAGCUUCUGGUCCGGAUUUGAUUCCUGUCGUUCUAUUGAAGAGGUGUGCAGCAGAGCUUGCUCCAAUACCUUACGAAUCCGGCACCUUCCCAGAAAACCGUAAAUUUCUUCAUACCGACCCUUAUAACUACAGGCCUAUAGCUCUGCUUUCUUGCAUACAUCGCGAGCUUCUGGACUACCUAGAACCUCACGGCUUGAUUAGCGACAAGCAGUAUGGGAAACUCCUAGCUUACGUCAUACAGCUGGGGAGUAAACUCAUCCAGUCUCAUGGUGAGGCUCAUAGCGACAAGCCGAUCUCUGCCGUGGCAAUUGCUGGGAAAAAGCUAGGCUAUUUGUUUAGGGCUGAGAUAAGACCUAGCCUCGAAGCUGUCCGACUGAUCGACGACUUUUCUCUAACAGACCGGCGGGCUGUUAAUGACCUAGCUUUCUUCUACCAUUACACCAGCGGGCUUCGCUCCUCAGAGCUCUCCUCCAUGAUGCCACCGCACGUUCUGCCAGACACAUCCGCCUGA
This is a messenger RNA of Acanthoscelides obtectus, 1173 nucleotides long. NCBI's taxonomy places the organism in Eukaryota, Metazoa, Arthropoda, Insecta, Coleoptera, Chrysomelidae. The record is from the annotation of a GenBank genome assembly.